AUGAGGCUGUUUCAACGAGUGCAUAAAGUAUCAAUUGCCUGUAACAUAAUCACCAUGUUCCUUUUGAUUCCUGCCUGUAUUAUAUUUCUUUACUACAGGCCAUUGAGACAACAACACAGAAUUCGACUGCACAUUUGCUUGAUGAUUUCAUCAUUUAUAACCUCAGCUAGCAUGCUCAUUUGGGAUGUCAUUAUUUUUAAGGAUAUAAUGGAGACUGAGGAUCGUUUAGAAACUGCUGCUAACAAAAAUUCAGUUGGCUGUCGACUGCUGCACGCUCUCACCAGAUACGCAGAAGUUGCAGCCUUCAUGUGGAUGUUCAUCGAGGGAUUUCAUCUGCAUCGCUUACUAGUCCACGCUUUUACUGUGCCUAAAGCACUCAUUCAUUACUACAUCUUUGGCUUUGGAUUCCCAAUUAUUCCAUUGACAAUAUACUCUAUUAUCAGAUCAACAUAUAGUCAAUUUAAUCAAAGAUGCUGGAUCAAAUCGGCUGAUGCAUACGAAUGGAUCCUGCGAGCACCAAGUCUCUCAGCGCUUGUGGCAAACGUGUUCUUUCUGCUGCGUAUUGUGUUCAUCAUGGUCCGACAGUUGGAACCACAUCCUAAUGAGCCUAGUAAUUUCAGACGAGCAGUUAAAGCUGUGGUAGUGUUGGUGCCCUUGUUCGGUCUUCAGUUUUUCCUAUUCGUUUACCAGCCUGAAGAUGGUAGUGUCUUCACUGAAACUUUGGAGCUACUCAGGAAGAUGUGUUCCAGCUUGCAG
Candidula unifasciata is the source of this 756-nucleotide messenger RNA. Lineage: Eukaryota; Metazoa; Mollusca; Gastropoda; Stylommatophora; Geomitridae. The record is from the annotation of a GenBank genome assembly.